GACAGGGUUGCCACACAUUCUCGAUUGUCACAGGUUGCGAGUCGCCGUAGGAUCGAGGCACUGCGGCAGGAGAUUGCGGUCGAGAGAGCUUUCAGCUCUGCGCCGCCGAUCGAGACAGGAUGGCGCCAUCAUCCGUGGCCAGCGACAAGAAUGCGUCUGGUGAAUCUCCAGCACCACUCUCGCCACGCUAUGUUGGUCCUUCCUCUUCUAGCACACAAGAGUCGGGUGGCUUCAUCUAUCCAAUUCGCAGCGCUGUGUCGGUCCGGCCGCCAGCAUCUUCAGCCCAGGAAAGUCAGGCAAUGAGCCCUCAGUCGUCUCGCGAAGGAGGUCAUACUCACUCUCAGAGCAUAGAAUCCUUGACUAGCGGCAAGCGUCCCGCAUCUUCUCAUUCUCGAGGGGCAUCCUUAACGCGAGGACUCUCCAAAUCCAGCGUGGGUUCCGCGGCGCCCCCGCGCCCUCCAUCCAGCAAAGACGACCCUGAGGCAAGCGCAAGCUAUGCACGCGUCGAUGCUGCUGCAGACUCUUCUGUCGGGGAACACUUGGACUUGGACUCUGUUGACGAGGAAGCUUCAGAAGUGCAGGAGGCGCGGCGUUCGGACGUUGGGUACGCGGAGCUUGACCCCUUGGAUGAAGACGCGCGGAACACCGCGAGAAGGGAGGCUUCGGCGGAAGCAGCCGAGAAAGAUAGGCUCGAGAGCAUGACACAGACUCGUUUCACGCAUAUCGCCACUCCUGAUGGGCAUAUGAUUGUUACCGGUAGACAGAAGGAACUUACUAAAUGCGAAGAGGAACCAAUUCACAUUCCCGGCGCGGUGCAGUCGUUUGGCUGUAUGAUUGUUGUGCGGGAGGAUGAGGAAGGCAACCUCGUGGUGCGCCAGGCUUCAGAGAAUACCGGCGAUAUUUUGGGUCUGCCUCCUGCGUUCCUCUUCAAGACUGCGUCCUUCUUGGACUGCCUGGAGGAUGACGAAGCUGAUAGACUGUGGGACACGAUCGAAGCUUUGGAUCAGACGGAGCAAGAGCUUACGGAGUCCGGCCCAGUUGUCAUUCAAUUGUCUGGCUGGGGCCAACCCGGACCUGGCACGGGCCGUGCUCGCGCACGAAGACAUUGGGAAUGUUGGUGUGCUGUCCAUCAGCCCAAACUCAAUGCCACUCCGCAAGGUCGGCAACCGCUGACCAUUUUGGAGUUUGAACUCAUCAACGAUGCCCACAAUCCUCUAUAUCACCCGACUGAGCCCCCUGCGGUUCCGGUCGACGAGCACAAUUGCGAGCUGCGUCAGAAAGCGCUUGUACCAUUUCUGGGUCAAGAGACCCAGAGCUCUGCGAGUGGCGGCGCGUCAGCAUCCGGCACUGCCGUACAACACGGAACGGGUCUGGAUGCGAAAGAAUCUUUGAGCGGGCAACUUGCUCGUCUCAGCAUUCAGGCUGGUGCGUCACCGGGCAGCGGUACCGAAGGCUCAAGUACACGCUCAACUUCGCCGCGGCCGAGCUUAGGCACCUCGAGUAAGUCAGACGACACCCCCCGACCCUCAAAUUCUUCCUCCGUGACUCUUUCGGCGGCUCGACACCCUGGUGGUUUGGAAGGCGAGCCCUAUGAGCCUAGCCACGAACAGUGGCUCGAAUCGACCCAAUCAACGUCGCGACCGCUGAGAUCGCUGACGCGCACACAGGACAAAGGCGGGGAGGGCAAUGGCAGAAGACGACCUCGACCCAAGAAAGCAACAGCAGGCGGUGGGCCGGGUUUGGGUUCCGGUCGCAGAGACAGUGGUUCUCAGAUGCUGGACAUGUUCGGCAUCCUAAGUCAGGUCAAUGAGCAGCUUUCUGCCGAGUCGGAGCUGAACAGCUUUCUGAAAGUCGCUGUCAGUCUCGUUCGCGAGGUUACAGGCUUCGGCCGAGUGAUGAUCUAUCAAUUCGACGAGGCUUGGAAUGGUCAGGUAGUCUGCGAGCUCGUAGACUGGAGCGAGACACACGACCUUUACCGCGGCCUUCACUUUCCGGCUUCAGACAUUCCAAAGCAAGCGCGGGAUCUGUACAUGAUCAACAAGGUGCGCCUGCUGUACGACCGCGAUCAACCCUCAGCUCGUAUGGUUUGUCGGGAACAAGAAGACCUCAAUACUCCCGUCGAUAUGACGCACGCCGUCUUGCGCGCGAUGAGUCCGAUUCACAUCAAGUACCUCGCAAACAUGGGUGUCCGUGCGAGCAUGUCAAUCUCCAUCACAGCAUUCGAUCAGCUCUGGGGGCUCAUCGCUCUGCACACGUACGGAGAGUACGGGAAAAGAGUAUCUUUCCCGGAACGACAGCUAUCGAGGCUCAUUGGGGCUUCAAUCAGUCGCAAUAUCGAGCGUCUCAGCUAUACACGCCGAUUAGGUGCCAGGAAGCUCAUCAACACGCUACCAACGGACCAGAAUCCAAGCGGAUACAUCAUCUCCAACGCUGAAGAUCUGCUAAAGCUCUUUGAUGCCGACUUUGGUGUCAUUGCCAUCGGAUCGGAGGCCAAAAUCCUUGGCCCGCUCAGUGCGAGCCAAGAGGUGCUAGGCUGCACCGAGUACUUGCGCAUCAAAAAGUUUCAGAGGGUGGUGGUGUCCCAGGAUGUUAGUGCUGAUUUCCCAGACAUGGUUCUGCCCCGAGGGCUGGAGGUCAUCGCUGGCCUGCUCCUCGUUCCUCUCUCAAAUUCCGGCGUCGAUUUCAUCGCAUUCUUAAGGAAGGCGCAGAACAGGCAGGUCAACUGGGCAGGUCGACCAUUCAAGCAAGGGCAAGAAGGAUCCGCCGCUCUGGAACCACGCAAGUCCUUCAAAAUCUGGAGCGAGACUGUCACUGGCACAUGCAGAGCAUGGAAGGAUGAGGAGCUGGAGACUGCCAAUGUACUCUGCCUCGUGUACGGCAAAUUCAUCAGCGUGUGGCGGCAGCGCGAGCAAGCGAUGCAAUACAACCAGCUCAAUCGUCUACUCUUAUCCAACGCAAGUCAUGAAGUACGGACACCGCUCAAUCACAUCAUCAACUACCUCGAGAUGGCGCUAGAUGGCAACUUAGAUGUCGACACGCGUGAUCACCUGAGCAAAUCGCACAUGGCCUCAAAAAGUCUUCUUUUCGUCAUCAAUGAUCUACUGGAUCUUACUCGUCAAGAACACGGGAACAGGCUCUUUUUGCAGGAGCCGUUCGAUCUCGCUUCCACAGUACGCGAGGCAGUCGAGAUGCACGAGUGGGAGGCCAAGCGGCGCGAGAUCGAUUUUACAGUCACGACACAGCCAGAAACCCUUAUGGUCCUGGGCGACAAGAAUCGCAUUCGCAGCAUAGUCACCAACACAGUAACCAACUCUGUCAAGCACACCACCAAAGGGCAAAUUGUGGUGGAGAUUAGACAACGAGACUCUCAAGAAUUGUCAGAGCUGCCGGAAGACUGCGACAUUGAGGUAGAGCUGACGGUCUCAGAUACCGGCAGUGGUAUACCACGCGCAAAGCUCGAAUCCAUCUUCCGCGAGUUUGAGCAGGUGGAGUCGGUGAUUGCGGAUCCAUCGGCCCCUUCGGAUGUCAAAACCCAGACUGUAGAAAGCGAAGGCGUAAGCGGAUCCUCUGACGAACUUGAGCUCGCGGCCGCGCGAGACGUGGAGAAAAGCAAGCAGAGCGGAGGGGUGCUUGGACUUGGCCUAGCAGUCGUCGCGCGGGUGGUCCGUAAUCUCGGCGGCCAGCUGCGCGUGGAUUCGACUGUGGGCGAAGGCUCGCGCUUUACCUAUUUCAUUCCUUUCAGGUCCGCGGAACGUGGUGAAGCUGCGCGAGGUGGUGCACAGCAAGUCAGGAGACGGCCAGCAUCCUUGCAAGGCAGCGAGGCGUCCGGAUCUGGACAAAGCGAAAUCAAUUCGCUCGUCGAAGCACUGAACGCUCCUCACCUGGAUGCAUCAGAUGCCGGCAGCUCUGCUAUCGGUAGCGGUGGCCAACGUCGAUCUGUAGAAAUGACGCGCACCCAUUCUACCUCUUCCUCCGAGCAAGCACGACCACCCCAGGCGAUCACCACGAGACCUACCCACGACACUGGCGUGCACAUCAGCGGCUCCAAGGUCCCCUUGAGAUCCGUUCGAGUCGAUCCUCACGAGCUGGACGGGCAGUCGCAGGACAGUCCGCAGCGCAGAACCGGGACCUUUUCUCAAGCGCAGUCGCCAUCUGGACCCACAGCAGAGGGGCGUGACGAUCGAGGUGUCGAAGCGCGGGACUAUGUCGGUACCAAGAAUGAGCCUUACGCCUCGCCGAGUGCUGCGACGAAAGCUUCCAUCAGCUUAGAUUCCCAGGAAGGAGAAAGCGCCCGCAUAGCUGCUGUGUCCAAGGGCGCCAGCGGAAGACGCUUGGCGGCAGCGAAUCGCGGAAGGUCGUCUGCAGCAGCAUCACCAAAUCCUAAAGUCCCAGCAUGUCGCGCUCUUGUGGUGGAAGACGAUCCGAUCAACCGCGCUAUCCUAUCAAAGCGCCUUGGUCGUGAUGGACACUCCGUGUCGUCAGCGGUUAAUGGAGAAGAAGGCGUCAGGGCAUUUGAAAAAGAUGGCGAUGCCAUCGAUGUUGUGCUGAUGGAUCUUCAGAUGCCGAUAUGUAAUGGCCAGGAAGCUUGCCGACGCAUUCGAGCUCUCGAAGCACAGCGCAAGGAAGCGUCUUCAAUGGAAGGGCGUCCAGCCGUGCACAUCCUCAACGGCAGAAUACCGAUCUUGGCAGUGUCUGCUACUCUUACGCACGACAUGCACGACGAGAUUGUCGACCUUGGCUUCGACGGUUUCAUUUUGAAGCCGAUCGACUUUGCACGGCUGUAUGCCCUGCUCAACGGUCUCAAGAAUACCGAACAACGCGCAGCUGAGCGUUGGUCGCCCUCAAAGAACUGGGAAAAGGGCGGCUGGCUCUCUGCGGCACCGGAGCGUUCAUGAUAGGCUGCUUCAGGUCCUCAUUCUACGAUCACGAGCGAUGUACACUUGAUCGCCUCGGCAUUUCGGAGGCCGACCAAUUUGAAUCGCAACUACGCUUCCCACCGCGCACCUAUGUUUGAAUCACGUUUACAAAUCUGGCUCCGCAAGCAUACUCGUCCUUGUUGUUCCGUCGCCAU
Ceraceosorus guamensis is the source of this 5071-nucleotide messenger RNA. RefSeq lists its product as hypothetical. Gene Ontology annotation, molecular function: phosphorelay sensor kinase activity; protein binding. The transcript has 3 exons. The record is from RefSeq and is a predicted model, not a curated record. Bases 120 to 4895 code for a protein of 1591 amino acids. Gene Ontology annotation, biological process: phosphorelay signal transduction system; phosphorylation; detection of visible light. NCBI's taxonomy places the organism in Eukaryota, Fungi, Basidiomycota, Exobasidiomycetes, Ceraceosorales, Ceraceosoraceae.